AUCAAGCAACCAAUAAGAAGGAUGGAAUUUUAAUGUAAUACCCUUUUCCGAGAUAUAUUUUAAAGUUGUUUUCAUACAGUAUAAAGACAGACAGCUAGCUUGCUAGCUAGAUACCAAUGUUACAUUUCUUCUAUGCUUUUAAUUGACGCCGCCAUUGUUUGGAGAUAGCUUUACAAUAAGGAAUACUGUUUCCCUGUGGGUUCAAUGGACAUGCAGACAGACAGGCGGACUGACAUUCAGCAGAAGUAAAAGCAGUGUGGGGGAGGACAAGUCGGGAACUAAAAAGCAGAACCCUUCUAGAUUCUCUGUGACCGAGUGAAACCAAAAGGGUCCCGUCGCAGUAACAGAGACCAGUGGAAGAAGAGAGGAGACCACCAUCUCUCCUUCACCGGCCCUUCUCGUGUCCCGCUCCGGCCCCUCAAAAUGAGGCUAAAGGAGGACAUCAACCCCCUGCUGCUGCAGGUGUUCCGCUCGGUGGUGUGGGUCUACUCCAUCCUCACCUUCCUGCCCUGGUACCUGCUGUCUGGCGCAGGCGUGAACCUGCAGCGGGCCAAGCGGCCCAAGGCGCGCUCCACCAGCGGCCGGCCCGCGGGGCCUUACCGGGCGGUGAACGCCACGCAGCGGCUGGCCUCCACCCUGCACCCGGCCUGCGACACGCUGGACAAGGUGUUCGAGUACGCAGUGAGACGCUUCCCCCGCCGACACUGCCUGGGCACCAGGGAGGUGAUCAGCGAGGAGGACGAGCCCCAGCCCAACGGGAAGGUCUUUAAGAAGGUGAUCCUGGGGGAUUACCGCUGGCUGUCGUAUUCGGAGGUGUUCCAGGCGGCUGAGCGUUUCGGCAGUGGGCUGGCCGCUCUGGGACAGAGGCCCGAGCACAACAUCGCCAUCUUCUGUGAGACGCGCGCGGAGUGGAUCAUCUCCGCUCACGCCUGCUUCAUGAACAACUUCCCCCUCGUCACCUUGUACGCCACGCUGGGAGGCUCCGCCAUCGCCCACGGACUGAACGAGACUGAGGUCACCCACAUCAUCACCAGCAAAGACCUGCUGCAGUCCCGGCUAAAGGCGAUCCUGUAUGAGGUGCCCAGACUGCAGCACAUCAUCGUGGUGGACGAUAAGCCCACCGCCUGGCCCGGCACCCCCAGGGGCAUCAUGGUCCACAACAUGGCGUCUGUGCAAGAGCUGGGAGCCAAGCCUGAGAACAUGUCCCGGCCACGCAUGCAGCCUGUGCCGUCCAGCAUCGCCGUCAUCAUGUACACCAGCGGCUCCACGGGGAUCCCCAAAGGCGUGAUGAUCUCCCACAGCAACCUCAUCGCUGGCAUCACCGGCAUGGCCGAGAGGAUCCCCAACCUCGAUGAGACGGACACCUAUAUCGGGUACCUGCCUCUGGCCCACGUGCUGGAGCUGAGCGCAGAGCUGGUGUGUGUGUCUCAUGGCUGCCGAAUCGGAUACUCCUCCCCACAGACGCUGGCCGACCAGUCCACGAAAAUCAAGAAAGGCAGCAAAGGAGACACGAGCGUGCUGAAACCGACCCUGAUGGCCGCGGUGCCGGAGAUCAUGGACCGCAUCUACAAGAACGUGAUGACCAAGGUUGAGGAGAUGAGCCGGCUUCAGCGCACGCUCUUUGUCCUGGCCUACAACUACAAGAUGGAGCAGAUCUCCAAGGGUUACACCACCCCGCUCUGCGACCGCCUGGUCUUCCGGAAGGUGCGCUCUCUGCUGGGGGGGAGGACCCGGGUGCUGCUGUCGGGCGGGGCGCCCCUGUCAGCCGCCACACAGCGCUUCAUGAACAUCUGCUUCUGCUGCCCCGUGGGCCAGGGUUACGGCCUGACGGAGACCUGCGGAGCGGGCUCCAUCAGCGAGAAGUGGGACUACAGCACCGGAAGGGUGGGCGCACCCCUGGUCUGUUCAGAGAUCACCCUGAAGGACUGGGAGGAGGGCGGUUACUUCAGCACGGACCGGCCCUACCCCCGUGGGGAGAUCCUGAUCGGGGGUCCCAACGUGACCGUGGGCUACUACAAGAACGAGUCCAAGAACCGCGACGACUUCUUCACCGACGCCUCGGGCCAACGCUGGUUCUGCACGGGGGACAUCGGCGAGAUCCACCACGACGGCUGUCUGAAGAUCAUAGACCGGAAGAAGGACCUGGUGAAGCUGCAGGCCGGGGAGUACGUGUCGCUGGGGAAGGUAGAAGCCGUGCUGAAGAACUGCCCCUUCAUCGACAACAUCUGCGCCUACGCCAACAGUGAAGAGUCCUACGUGAUCAGCUUUGUGGUGCCAAAUCAGAAGCAGCUGCUGGCCCUGGCGGAGCAGAGAGGAGUGCACGGCUCCUGGGAGGAGAUCUGCAAUAACGCCGAGAUGGAGAAGGAGGUGCUGAGGAUCAUCACCGAGGCUGCCAUUGGAGCCAAGCUGGAGCGGUUCGAAAUCCCCAGAAAGAUCCGCCUGAGCGCCGAGGCCUGGACUCCAGAAACGGGACUGGUCACCGACGCCUUCAAGCUGAAGAGGAAGGAACUGAAGUCACACUACCAGGAGGAUAUAGAGAGGAUGUACGGGGGAAAGUAGGGCGGCGGACGGGGUCGCACGCUUCCGGUCUUCUCCCACCCUGACACAGCAAGCUCCUAUCAAAUGGGGAAAUACUUGAAUCCGCUUCUUACACGCAAGACCAAAUAAAACGAAACUGAAAAAUUAAGUGACGAUUGAGAAGGGGGAGGGCGUAUCGCGAUGCGUCGCCGUAUGAUUGGCCGCGUGAUGUGCCCUCUUCUGGUUGGUCACGAAAUGUGUCCUCGCCCAUCGGCUACGGACCCUCUCGGUCGACGACGCCGGAAACAGGUGUUCGUCAAGGCGAGAGGCGACACGGAGAUGUGUUUGUAAAUGAAGUCGUCAUGGAAACCCCUAUCCUUUUCCGCAUUCGAGGACAUUCGUCAGACAGGCAUGAGGUCUGAAAUGAGUAUUCAGCCACGGUGUUGUAUGAUGGAACCUCUUAAGUCUGUCCAUAUUUCACUUUGUGCAGGGAUAUGUUGUAUACUUGGUUUGUUUGGUUCGUUUUGUCCAUUUAUUGAAUAUCCUUUGAACCUUAAGCCAUUGAAUAUUGUACACAAAUAUUUUAUUAUUGUUUCUGUAAUUGUAUUUGCUUUUGUUUGGGGGAAAAAAUUUCAUGUUGUUGCAAUAAGCUCUUUAUCUGAGUUCCUCUUUAUUUCUUCGUCCUGUGAAUGAUCGUCUCAAGGAGUGACAGUUUAGCACCCGAGGAGAGAUGUCGCAUUCCUACAUUGAAGGGUUUGUGUGCCUGCUAUGAUAGCAAGAGGACACGUUCUUUUGAGGCUUUAGUCCAUAGUUGGAUUGUUGUGUUACAUAGAACUAAUGUGAAAUCACAAAAUAUUGGAUCAAACAACCCAUCUUGUUCAAGGUGUGCUACCAUUUUAAAACGGAAGAUAUGCAAAUUUGCAGCAAAAAAAGGGCCUUGUACCAUCCUGCAUCCAUCGAAAUGAAGGUGUGUUUUCAUUGGCCAAAUCAUUAUUCUUUCACAGCAUGACCUUAUCUGAUUGGCCCUUCUGUGAACCUUCUAAACGCCAGUUGACAAGAGCGUAGAGAAGUAAUGGAAACACUUCCGGUCACUUUAAUACAGUCUGCUUUCAGUCUGUUUCUAUCUUCUGUGAAGUUGACACAUAUAGAUCGGGGUCACUCCAUGGACACUUUUCCGUUUUAAAUGCACAUAACGCUUCUUUUCACUGUUCAGAUUGACAACACUGAUAUUGUUCCUGAUGGCCAGAACCAGCAGCUGCUGUACAGAAUACAUUCUCAGUGAUGACCAAUGUAGCACAUGAAUGUUUCUCUUAAAGUUGAAAAGGUACUAUGUUCGCGUUCUUAUGAGUGGUCUAUAUUAACUAGUGGACUAGGUGUGUUGGAAGAACAUUGUAAUGUUAUUGUUGUUGAAAUCAUGAUCUGCUUUUUAAAAAUAAUAUUAGUUGAAUGUGCAAUAUACACAGAUCAUUCUUCUCGGCCAAAAUGAACACGCAUGUUCCUUGUGGGGCACACCUCUCGAACAUCUAGUGAAAGAAAUACAAUAAGACACUCUUGCAGAUUUGGAAUAGUUUACCACCUUGGUUUUCAUGUUUAUAGUAAUGACAAGACGUAUGUAUAUUCUGUAUAUUGAUAUGGUUUUUAAAGUUUUGCAUGAUUUUGGAACAACUGAAGAACACUAAAUUUGCAUGUGUAGAAUUGGCGAAGGCUGUGGUUUUGGACUUUGUGCCUGAACAAAUGAAGAAUUCGACUUGUUUCUGUUCAUACUCUAAAUCUCUUCAAUUUCUUUCUCCCAAAUAUUAUCUACUGUAAUAUGCCAGGUCACACUAUCUGAAGGCUGUACUCUUUAAGGUGUACAAAAGAACAUCAUGCAAUGCAAGCUAUAACUGGGGCUUUUAAAGCUACUGUGGAUUUUAAAAGGCCAGUGACGUUCUCUAUGGUUCCCCCGUUGAAGUCUCAAUGUCGUUAUGACUUAAAUCUGGUCUUCCUUCCAGCUGUUUAGACUGAGUCAUUCUUAUGGUUUUUUGUAAUGAUUUGAAACUGGGUGUAUUUACUGUGCCCCAUAUCCACUUGAAGUCCCUUAAUAUGCUUGCUGGAUUGGCACAUAGAAAGUGGCUGUAGCAGGGUACAGUACAUAUUCUUCAGCAAAUAUGGGUGCUACAGUGCACACAACUGAUUUAAUAUAUUGAUUUAAGGAGGUUGCACAAAAUGGCCAGGCAUAAUCUUAUAAUUAAAAUUGGGGAGGGAAAAUAGGGACUAAACAAAAUUUUUAAAUAAUAGUCUGUUUCUUGUGCCAGUUAUACACCGGGGGGGGGGGGGGGAGAGUUACUGAUUCAGCACUCAGUAAGCUCUACACCAAACUGCAAUUUCCAAAUCAUGAGAAAGUGUCUUUGUACUGCUUGAUAUAUGUAGUUGCCUUGUUAGAUUGUUUUAAAUCCGUUCAUAUGAAAAAUUUAACACAGUAUAUUUAUGGGAGAAUGUUUUUAUUCAUGAAAUGCAGUGAGGUUAUGCUCUGCUAUCCAAGCAUUUCACAUGAGUAAUAUAGAUUCAGCUGCUAAAGAAGAUCCAUCAAAAUGGCUGAAUUGUCACUCCUUUUUCCUGUACUGUAAAUAAAGUGGGGCAGUGAUCAAAAUUCACAGGUGAUCAUAAAUGUACAGAUAUAAUCUCUUAUGUCUACUUGAGCUUUGUUACUUUGACCAGGUCUUUUGUUGUUUCUCUCUUUUUCAGGGGGUCGGGGGGGGGGAUCUCCCAUGUUUGCUUGCAGAAGCUUUGCCUUGUAACAUACUGCAGGUCAUUGCCAAUGCAUCCUACUUCACUGAACUGUAAAUUGGCCUUGGAAAGAUGUUAUAAAAAAUAUGUGUUUGCUCA
Messenger RNA from Conger conger (European conger), 5382 nucleotides. RefSeq names its product fatty acid CoA ligase Acsl3-like. NCBI's taxonomy places the organism in Eukaryota, Metazoa, Chordata, Actinopteri, Anguilliformes, Congridae. Gene Ontology annotation, cellular component: plasma membrane; lipid droplet; endoplasmic reticulum. Gene Ontology annotation, molecular function: long-chain fatty acid-CoA ligase activity. The coding region runs from base 424 to 2559 and encodes 711 amino acids. The transcript is spliced from 15 exons. Gene Ontology annotation, biological process: long-chain fatty acid metabolic process; long-chain fatty-acyl-CoA metabolic process; neuron differentiation. The record is from RefSeq and is a predicted model, not a curated record.